Bursaphelenchus okinawaensis is the source of this 1322-nucleotide messenger RNA. The record is from the annotation of a GenBank genome assembly. Lineage: Eukaryota; Metazoa; Nematoda; Chromadorea; Rhabditida; Aphelenchoididae.
AUGGAUUCUGAUAAUGUAGAUAAUCAAGUCGAACAUAAUACUAACGUUCCUGCCUUUCGCGACUUUUCUCCACUUGAAUAUACCAAUUUCUUCGAUAAAAAGCUUGAUGUUCAUAUUGGAAAUGAUGUUUUUAACGUUUAUUUAAAAGGAGAAGAAGGCCCAGUGUUUUAUUUGUUACAUGGAGGUGGUUACAGUGGUUUGUCAUGGGCUGUUUUUGUGGUGAGUUUAUAUUUUCUUUGAUUAUUUUGAGUUUUAGGAAGAUUUAUGCUCAAAAGUGAAAUGUAGAGUAGUGGCACCUGAUUUACGAGGACAUGGACUUUCUCGAUGUACAGAUGAUAACUUAUCUUCUGAAAAACAAAUUGAGCAAGUUUUAAAAUUGUUUUAAUUUUUUUCUUACUAUUUUUUGUUAACGUUAUGUUAAUACUUGAAAGUAAACUCUAAUUAGAUUUAUUUUAGAGAUAUUGCUAACAUCUACAACAAUGUCUUUGAAUCCCUGGCAAAGAAACCGCCACUAAUUAUUGUUGGUCAUUCUAUGGGAGGUGCGUUGGCCGUGAGAGCUGUUCAUGCCAAUUUGUUACCUAAUGUGCAAGCUUUAGCUGUUAUUGAUGUGGUUGAAGGCUCAGCGAUGGGAAAUCUGAGUUUGAUGACACAAGUUUUAAGAAAUAGGCCGAAACAUUUCGCUACUCUUGAAAAAGCUAUAAAAUGGUGUGUAGAUAGUGGUAUGACAAGGAAUCUGAAAGCCGCUAAGGUUUCAAUGCCUUCACAGUUAAUCAAGGACGAAAAUGGGAAAGAUGUAAGGUUUUGUAGUAUUUUUAAAUUUUUUGUGGAGUAUGAAAGUUUGAUUUCAGGUUUUACUUAUGUUAAGUAUUUUUGAAUUACCAAAUUAUUUUUAGGGUUAUCAUUGGAGAGUGAACCUUGGCAAAACUCAAGAAUAUUGGGUCGGCUGGUUUAAAGGGCUUUCUAAAUUGUUCUUGGAAUGUAAACCAGUUAAAAUACUAAUUUUGGCAAAUGUUGAUCGACUGGACAAGGAACUAAUGGUACGUUAUGAACUUUGUUUAUAUAAUAAGAUAGUACUUUAUGUAUUUAAACGUAUAAAGUUAAGUUUUAUUCAUUUAAAAUUCUCUAAGCACACGGAAAGUUUAAAAUUAUGAAAUACACUUGAACACAAAUACAGUAUUCAGAUAGGACAAAUGCAAGGGGCAUUUCAGUACGAAGUGCUCCAUAAAGUGGGGCAUGCUGUUCAUGAAGAUUCUCCUGAUAAAGUCGCUGAUAUCUUUGCAAAUAUGGUCAAAAGGUACCAGGUGAUAUUCAACAAAGCAUAG